Messenger RNA from Ostertagia ostertagi, 444 nucleotides. NCBI's taxonomy places the organism in Eukaryota, Metazoa, Nematoda, Chromadorea, Rhabditida, Trichostrongylidae. The record is from the annotation of a GenBank genome assembly.
AUGUUUAGCUCUCACAUUCUUUCCCUGAUAUUUCCGCUGAUUUUGGUGCUAAUCAUGGAGGUCAAAAACGUCACUAACACAACAGAUUCAACCAAAGGCUAUGGUCACGAAAGCAAGGUCAGGAAUUCACGAGAAACAACAAACUCGAGCUCGCAUGCAGAUGAUGCUCAUCAUGCUGGAAAUGCAACGAAUGGUUCAACAUCAGCGACUGGGCAUCACAGGGAAGAUUUGAUUUUCCUGGCGAAACAAAUCGUCGACAAACUCAAUCAGCCAUGGAAUCAUUUUGUAUGCGCUGAAACGAGCAACGGGCAUUGUAAAGUAUCCGAUUCAAUACAAAUAUGCUCUUACGGCAGAGGAUUAGUCGUUGUGAUGGGAAUGCCUUUGUGGUUCAACGAAACGGAGAAGUCUGAAUUAGGCCGAAUCCAUAAAUGGAUUACCGAUUGU